Plasmopara halstedii is the source of this 276-nucleotide messenger RNA. RefSeq lists its product as uncharacterized. The record is from RefSeq and is a predicted model, not a curated record. The coding region runs from base 1 to 276 and encodes 91 amino acids. The transcript is spliced from 2 exons. Lineage: Eukaryota; Oomycota; Peronosporomycetes; Peronosporales; Peronosporaceae.
AUGGAAGAGCCCACUGCGGCUGAAAAAUCAUUCGAGGAUUUCUUCAGUGGAGUCAAUGAUGUUGCGCGAAAGGAAGUCAAUACUCGAGCAUACAUUAAAGGAAAAAAGUUUGAUGUCUUCCCAACAAAGAGUCGAAUAGCCCACGGACUUGUCGAUAUCGUGUUUUUUCCGCUUCUUGUUUGUGUUCUUGGCGUCUUCAGUCGUCGUCUUCUGGUUCGCGUCUUGAUUCUUCUGGCGAAUCAUUGCAUUGAUCGCAGCCCAUCGUCUGAGACGUGA